This is a messenger RNA of Calypte anna (Anna's hummingbird), 2783 nucleotides long. It is a transcript of the gene TMEM198, whose product is annotated as transmembrane protein 198. The coding region runs from base 184 to 1287 and encodes 367 amino acids. Gene Ontology annotation, cellular component: cytoplasmic vesicle; plasma membrane. The record is from RefSeq and is a predicted model, not a curated record. Gene Ontology annotation, biological process: positive regulation of canonical Wnt signaling pathway. Lineage: Eukaryota; Metazoa; Chordata; Aves; Apodiformes; Trochilidae. The transcript has 5 exons.
ACGUCAGGCGGAGCUGUCCGCUCAGCACCGCGCGGCGGGCCGCCCCGCCAGCAUGCGCGGGGGCCGGGGCCGGGAGCGCCGGGCGUCGCGGGGUCGCCGCCGCUGCGGUGCCGGGAGCGCAGCUGGGCUGCGUGCUGGGGCACAGUUUUGCCAGCAAGCCAUGGGGCAGGAGUGGGGAUUUUGAUGCCUCUCCCGGGAGCCCCCAGAGCCAUGACUGCAACAGUGCAAACGCUGCGGUUCAAGCUGUUGCCGCAUGAGCCGGGCCAGGAGUGGGGGCACAGCUGCCAGCAGGAAAUCGAGCGUCGCUACCAGGUGGUGCCCUCUGUGGUGUGUGCCAUGUGCUGCCUCUUUGGCAUCAUCUACUGCUUCUUUGGCUACCGCUGCUUCAAGGCUGUCAUGUUCCUGACAGGGCUGAUGUUUGGUUCCAUCAUAAUCUUCAUGUUGUGCUACAAGGAGCGGGUGCUGGACACACAGCUGAGUGUGGAGGCCUCAGUGGGCAUUGGGCUGGGCAUCGGGGUCCUGUGCGGUCUGGUCACUAUGCUGGUGCGCAGCGUUGGCCUUUUCAUGGUGGGCCUGCUCCUGGGGCUGCUGCUGGCAGUGGCCACGCUGGUGGUGAUGGAGCAAUUCUACCACCCGUCAACAGUGUGGAUCCCCAUUGCGCUGCUUCUGGGUGUGGGAAUGCUCUUUGCUGUCCUCACCCUUCAGUGGCAGCGCUUCUUCACCACCCUCUCCACUGCCGUCUUUGGCAGUGCCAUCAUGACCGUCACCGUUGACUAUUUCAUCGAGCUCUUCCUCCUGGUGCAGUACAUCUACGAGCGUAUCAAGGUGGCCCCUGCUCGUCCAGUGUGCUGGUACAGCUGGGUUAUCCUGGGCAUCUGGCCACUCCUCACGGCGCUGGGUGUCCUGGUUCAGUGGAAGGUCACAGCCGAGGGCUACUCCCACACUGAAGUGAUCAUCAGCCGGCAGCAGCGCCGCGUGCAGCUGAUGCGCAUCAAGCAGCGGGAGGACCGAAAGGAGAAGAAGAAAAAGCGGAGGCCCCACCACCCGCCAGCCCACCAGCACAAAGCCCACCCACCUGAGCCUGCCUACCGCCGCAAACCCAACCCUGUGCGCCGCUUCGAUGGGGACGUGCUCUCCCCUAGCUACAUCCAGAGUUUCCGAGAGCGGCAGACGGGGCCAUCCCUGAACAGCCUCAUCACCAGCUCCCACGCUGUGGUGGACCUGGACUAUGACUGCAGCUCCACUGUGCCCCUCACCACGGGCUCCGGCCCUGCCGUGCGGGUGUAAGCCAACCCAGUGACCUCGAGUGACACCAGCACCCCAGCCUGCUCCGACAGACCCUUGGGACAGGUGGGGCUGUGCCCUUGGCCCCGGGUGGCCACGUGUGCCUCAGGGCUGUGGAUGGAGACCCUUCCCAGGGACACAUGGACUUGACUGGGUGAGCCCCAGCUGCCCAUGGGGACCAGAGGUGUUGGAAGAGCCCUCCAGCAGUGACUCAGCUCAAGCACUGAGGACACCAGCACCCAUGGGCAUGUGGUGCGAGCGGCUCUGCUGGGGCGGGGGAUCCCUGAGCCCCUGCUGCUGCGUGUUUCCCCAUGGCCUGGGCACACUCAUCCUGCAUCCCAAUAUCUCCCUCCCCAUGUUUCAGCCCCCCUUUCCCAAGAUCAGCUCCUUACACCUGCCCCUGCCCCAUUGCACCCCCCCCAGCAACUCCCCAAGUGCCUGUGUCCCACAUCCUUUCCUCAAAGAGUAGGUCCCACAGCCCUUCUCCCCCCAGGAACUCCCCUGAGCAUGUGUGCCCUGUCCCACCCUGGCCCUGAGAGCAGCUUCCAGGUAGCACUUCCCAAAACCUGCCUCCUCAGGAGGUUCCUCUGCUCUAGAUGCUCUCCCUGCCCCUACAACCAGCUUGCCUCUCCCCCCUUCUCCCAAGCAGGACCAGGGUGGUCCUGGGGCAGAGGCUGACAGGGCCAGGUGGUUCUUGUGAGGGUGCUACCCUGGGCUGAUGCUCACGUACCCCCUCAAGUUGUUUUGAUGGGAGACAGGACGCUGGCUCCAGCCUUUGAGCAGAGGCUGGGCUGCCUCAGGGACAUAGGGACCCCCAUGGCAUCAGAGGCCGUCGCUGUUUUGCUGGCGACUGGAUUUUAUAGCAGCCAGUGGGGACCCUGGGGUUGGGCCAAGCCUCUGGAUGGGGCAAGCCAGGGCAGCAGCCCCUGCCCAGAGCACUGCUGCAGGCAGAGGCUCCUGCCUUGUAUAUAUUUCUCUUGCUGUGAUUUGUAUUAAUUUAUUCUGGAGUGAGCCAGGACUUCCCCAUGGCCAGGCAGGCAGGAUAGCAGCAAAACUGGAAUGGGGUACCCCGCUGCUUUGGGAGUCCCCCCCUCAGCCCAGCCCUGCUGCCCUGGGAACUGCAUGUUUCUGCCAGGCGACCCCCUCUCUGCAGCGCCGCGCCGCCGUCCCACUUUUCAGUCUCUUUUGUAAAUGUGCCAAACACUGCUGAGGCCAUGGCCACACAGUAAAGAGCCUUUCAGAACUUGGCAUGCAGGGCUGGGGGGAAGGGGUGAGGGGAUGCUCCUUCUAAGAGACCCUCGGCUUGCUCAGGUGGAAGAAGCCAUGUCAGAAAAGAAAAAAAAAAGCUGUUUAAUGCAGGGCCCUGAGGCCAGAACAGGCUGGGGAUGGUGUCUAUGUGUCCGUGCAUCCUGGGGAAAGCAUGGUCCCAUCUCCCAGCAGCAGCAUCCAUCCAUCGGUGUGCAGGCCCUGAGCACCUCAUUCUGGCUUCUAGCUCCCUG